This is a messenger RNA of Cyclopterus lumpus (lumpfish), 1971 nucleotides long. RefSeq names its product zinc transporter ZIP11-like. Bases 76 to 1098 code for a protein of 340 amino acids. The record is from RefSeq and is a predicted model, not a curated record. Gene Ontology annotation, biological process: zinc ion transmembrane transport. Lineage: Eukaryota; Metazoa; Chordata; Actinopteri; Perciformes; Cyclopteridae. Gene Ontology annotation, molecular function: zinc ion transmembrane transporter activity. Gene Ontology annotation, cellular component: membrane. The transcript has 10 exons.
CAUAGACACGUGUUCUGGGAAGUAGGAAGUAAAUACAGAGGAGGCGAGGUGCCACUGGAAAGAAGUUCUGGCACCAUGCUGGAAGGCUACAGCCCUGUGACCCAGGCCCUGCUGGGUACUCUGUUCACCUGGGGCCUGACCGCCGCCGGAGCAGCCCUGGUCUUUGUCUUCUCCAGCCGACAGAAGCGCAUCUUGGAUGGAAGUCUAGGCUUUGCAGCUGGGGUGAUGCUUGCUGCUUCCUAUUGGUCAUUGCUGGCACCGGCGAUCGGCAUGGCGGAGGAUUCUGGGAAGUACGGCUCGUUCGCUUUCGUGCCUGUGGCGGUGGGAUUCACACUCGGGGCGGCCUUUGUUUACUUCGCUGACCUGGCCAUGCCCCUGCUGGGUGUAGGUGCUGACCCACACAUAGCCUUGGCUCUUCCCCCCGACUCCAAGCUGGCCAAAGAGAAAGCGGACGAGCCGUCGUUCCAACUCUUGGACUCUGAUGAGAUGACCAUCAGGAUAGGUAGAGCUGGACCUCUCUCAGAUAAAAUGGAUAACGGAGACGUGUACCAGAGGAGGAGAGUUCCCCAUUCGGCCGGCUCAGAUGAACAGGAAACGCGACGUAAACAACACGAAGCGGUUGGGCAGGCGGCAAGCAGCUGGCGACGAAUUGUUCUCCUCAUCCUCGCCAUCACCAUCCACAACAUCCCAGAGGGUUUGGCUGUGGGGGUUGGAUUCGGAGCCAUUGGAAAGACUUCUUCGGCUACCUUUGAAAGCGCCAGAAAUUUGGCAAUCGGUAUUGGCAUCCAGAAUUUCCCAGAAGGCCUGGCAGUGAGCCUGCCGCUCCGGGGUUCAGGGAUGUCAACAUGGAGAGCCUUCUGGUAUGGCCAGCUGAGCGGCAUGGUAGAGCCAAUCGCUGGGUUGCUAGGCGCCGUCGCCGUCGUCUUGGCAGAACCUCUCUUGCCGUACGCGCUGGCGUUUGCUGCCGGGGCGAUGGUUUACGUGGUUGUCGAUGACAUCAUACCUGAGGCUCAACUCAGUGGCAACGGGAAGCUGGCAUCCUGGACCUCCAUCCUGGGCUUCGUGGUGAUGAUGUCACUGGACGUUGGGCUGGGCUGAGCUCACCGCGUCAACAGAACACUCGAUGGCCGUGAUGUCGUCGCUGUGCUGCUGGCAUCACUUUUUAUUUAAAAGGGGACCAAAUGAAGUGUUUUGUCCUGAAACACUAUUUAUCCAUUUUGUUUGAAUUGUCGCUGCUUGAAAUUCAGCAGUGACGUCAGGAACGCAGCUAUUACUUGAAAAGCUCUUUAAUGUGUUUUAUUUUCAUGCCGCAGCUGUCACUUCUUUUCUUUUCUCAAAUGGCAGACAUCCAAUUUAGAAAUUAAUUUGUGACUAUUUAAUGAAUAAGCUUGUAAAUGUGUUGAUGAGCAUGUGGGUUGUUGAGUUCUUCUUUUAAUUUCAGAUCAGACAUGAGUCACGAGAGUUAAAUGAUUAUGAUUUCUUAGUUCACUUCCAGUUUUGUAUUUUGUCACGAUGGCAUAAGUCUGGUUGAUUUGGUCAUUUAUGGGACCGAGGUUGAUUCGAUUUUCCUUCCUUAAGUUUUCUAAAUAUGAUUAUUUAAUUUUUUUUGGUGUGUUUGGAGUUUUACGAGGAUGACAGUAAUUUGUUGACUUGUUCAUGUGUCAUACACUACACCAUCCUCUUCGACAGCAGGUCUCCAUUUCGACCAAAUGCAGUGCCUUCUUCUUAGAAUAGUCUACUGCCAUCUACAGGCCAGUCUGAAGAAUCGCACGUUGUGGUCCACGUCUAAUUAACUAAAUGCUGACGUUAACGCCGAGUAACAUGUGAAGUAUCUACGUAAUUAAACAACCAAGUGAUUCUCAGUUUCCUCCAGCGUGUGGUAUUCAGAGCCAAAUCAAACAAACAAGCGGCUGUGCUUCUUCUCUGAUUGAUGCUUGCAGCUCUGGGCUGUUUAUUAAACUUCUAAAACCA